UGUCACGUUGAGCACGUGAUAGGUCCGUGGAAAAGCUCGCCAGCAGAGCGCCCUGGGAUUACGUCACACUAUUGCGCUAGAAUGCAGAAUUGUGGCGACGACUUGGCUGGCCCUGAGGGCCUGGGCCGGAGUAACAAUAUCGAGCGGUGAUCACAGUGUAAACAAGAACCAAACAUGCCUAAUAAUGCUAGAGAAAAGAUUUCAGCCUUUUCCCUGGGAGUUGCUUUUGGGAUUGUCAUCGUCACGGUGUUAAAUCGCUUCAACGAAGAGAAAGCUAUACACAAACAUUUAUUUCCGGAAGAAAAUUAUACAUUCGACGAUAUCACGCGUCAACUUAUUCACAGGGACAGUAACAAGUUUAUAGUCGAGUCACCUGUGGAUUUUGAUGCCGAUAUGAAAGACCAUCACCACCAUCUUUUUCUGAACAAAAAGGCUGAAGAGGAACAGAAAAGAAUACGGAUUUUAUGCUGGGUAAUGACAAGUCCUAAAACGUUGCCCAUCAAAGGCAAACCGGUGAAGGAAACUUGGGGAAAACGGUGCACCCUUCUUUUGUUCAUGAGCUCUCAAGCGGACCCAAGCUUUCCUGCGAUUGGACUUGAUGUUAAAGAAGGUCGUGAAAACUUGUGGUCAAAAACCCGUGCAGCUUGGGAUUACAUUUACGAUCACCACCUUGACGACGCGGACUGGUUUAUUAAAGCAGACGAUGAUACCUUUGUGGUCAUUGAAAAUCUUCGCCAUCUGGUCUCAAAACUAAACCCUGAAGAACCUCACUACCUGGGGAGGCAUUUCAAGCCGUUUUUUAACAGCGGAGGAGCUGGUUAUGUGUUCAGUCGAGAAACGGUUCGGAGAUUUCAGAAAGCACUGGGGGAUACCUCAGUUUGUAAACCGGAAGGCUCUGCGGAGGAUGUAGAAGUUGGAAAAUGUCUGCAUGCAAUGGGUGUCAAACCUGAUUACACCAGGGACCCCAGCGGACGAGAAACAUUCAUGCCGCUUCCCCCGGAACAUCACCUAAUUCCCGGAUAUCUUCCCAAAGAUUUUUGGCUUUGGUCAAUGGAUGAAAAUCCAUAUAAAGAAGGACCCGAGUGUUGUUCUGAUCAUGCCGUGACAUUCCACUAUAUCAAACCAAACUAUAUGUAUGUGUUGGAGUACUUUGUGUAUCAUCUCAGGCCGUAUGGAAUAAUUCAUGAUGACCUCUCUUCAUCUGUUGAAAAUUCUGAGGAAACCAAAGGAAUUAUUUAAAACUGAAUAAACUUGGACUUAGCCGUAGCAAGCGCUCCGGUACGUACGAGCGGAACGAAAUCAGGCCGCGCGAAUGAGCCUUUUCGCAUUCAAGCCACGCAAAAAAUGGGGCGAGAGCAAUUCGGGCCGCGCGAAUAGUGAUGAGCCGAGCAAAAAGAUCGAAGAAGUGGGGGUGGGGGUGGGGAAUAAGGUGGCUCAAUGGGCUAAAUAUGGCUCCUGAUAUUACUAAAAGUAUCAUAAUUUUGAAAAUCCUUUUCUUGGCUUAUAGGCAUUGCAUGCCUAAGUAAACUCUUUCUUGAUAUUUUUCGUCUCCUCCUAUCUGAUAAUAUUUAUGUAGUUUUCACAUGCACAGCAGUGAAUUAAUAAGUUUUUUAUGGUUACCAUGGAAACAGUAUUGUUUACGCUUCACUUACCGUUAGUCGACAAUUGUUGAAAAACUGAUGAGCACAAGUAUAGGACAAAGCUACAAGUUUCAAAUAAUUAAUAACUCAGUCUGUGCGAUUUUGUAUGUGACUAAAUCAACGCUUGCAAUCUUAUGCUAACAGGAGCCAUAAUCGGGAAUGGAGACCGUAAGCGCGCGCCAUUUCUAGUAUUGGGAUAUUAUAUGAGUUCGAUGUAAGGCUGUUGCCCACAGUGUAGCUAGAGCGGCAAAUCAGAUCAUCAAGACUCACGAGAAGAAGCUAAAAAACCCCGCAAGGAAUUCUGUUCUGCCUUUCACUUCAAGGGAAGUUGUUACAAACCUGUCUUCGUUUGUUCUCACCGCAGAGCAGCUAGAUGCGCUCAAAUUUGGACUGACACACUCAAUAUGUCCACCAUCGAUUAACAAGACUGACAUCUUCACGUGCUUUGAACUGAUUAGUCAAAGAAUGACCAGAAAUCUCAAAGACAGCAAGGACACUGGAAAACUAGUUGCGGAACUGUCUCACCUGGCUCACACUUACGUGUCCGCAUAUCGUCCCACAACGACUGAGCUCAAAAAGCACGGAUUUCUCAAAAAACUUACGAAAGAACAAGGACAUUGUAAUUUUGCAACCAGACAAAGGAAACGGCGUAGUAGUUUUAGAUAGAACUGCGUAUGAUAGAGGUAUUUUAAAAAUAAUCAAUGAUA
Orbicella faveolata is the source of this 2347-nucleotide messenger RNA. RefSeq names its product glycoprotein-N-acetylgalactosamine 3-beta-galactosyltransferase 1 pseudogene. The record is from RefSeq and is a predicted model, not a curated record. NCBI's taxonomy places the organism in Eukaryota, Metazoa, Cnidaria, Anthozoa, Scleractinia, Merulinidae.